This is a messenger RNA of Dichotomopilus funicola, 2808 nucleotides long. RefSeq lists its product as uncharacterized. The coding region runs from base 1 to 2808 and encodes 935 amino acids. Lineage: Eukaryota; Fungi; Ascomycota; Sordariomycetes; Sordariales; Chaetomiaceae. The record is from RefSeq and is a predicted model, not a curated record. The transcript is spliced from 4 exons.
AUGUGCCUUGGUUCGCGGCUUUGCGCCGCCGUUAUGAGCCUCGAAACCGUUUCGUCCACAUCGACGACAACGCCGGGAGUCGCCCUCGAGUAUCUCGAUCCAUGCUCGGCGCAGAGAGAUGCCCACAUCGCGGCCGAGGAGGCAUAUGUGAGAGCCCGGAACCGCACGAUGGCUGAACCGCCGCUUUUCCCCCUGACGCCGCGCCUGUCGUCCCAGCGCCACCGUCGACAGGCGACGAUUAGAGAUCAGAAUGAAGCGCAGGAUCUUCGUCGACGUCAGAGCGUUCGUUUUAUGGGACCGUGUUCGACACCAGCCGAAAGUCAGGGAGUACGCCGUGACCACAGCUCUGAUGAGCUGAACCGAGCGUGCGUGGGAGACACAGGAAACAGCCGUGAAAGAAGCAUUCAACAUGCAGGCGGGAAUGGCGAUCCGAAUGCUGAAAGCUCCAGCUCGCUACAAAGUGUGGGAGCCCCAGGGCCCCUGUCCAAGACCGCGACAAACUAUCUUGAUGCCCUCGCGGCCUCCGAGGAUUAUUACACGCCUGAAGACGAUGUUGCGUCUGCCCCUUCAUCAUACCGGCGUCUUCACAGAACUAGGUCCAUGUAUACCGAUCCUCCGCGAAUGAAUAGCUUUCACGAAGCCUACCAAGAACAGUCAGCCAACACGUCGCUCAAGUCACGGCCAGCGUCUACAUCUAUGUCUCGCAGGCUAUUUCGAUCGGACCCCAGCGCCACCAAAUCUCCACGCGAAACUCCGGUUCUUAGGGCUCCCAGAUCGAUGAGCUUUUUGAGCACACGGCGGUCUCGAUCGCAGCUCGGUAGCCAACACCGAGAGAGUACGCUGGACUCGGGUGCUUCUGAGUUGGCCGAUGUUCCAGAAUACGGAUCAUUUGCAGAUGAAUCCGCGACAAUGCGAAUCAAGCGCAGGCCAUCCUCUUUCUUUGGUUCCUUGAACCGUCACUCGAACUUCCGAACGCGCCGAUCACUUCGGGACAGUAGCCCAUCGCAGUCUGUUGCGGACCUGAACAAUCACCCACAAGAUACCCCUGACCAGUCAGACACAUUGAAGUUCAAGGCUCGAAGGGCUUCGAGAUCCCUGAGGAUUAAGCUGAGAGGCAUGUUUUCCAGCACCAAGUCAGACGAUGAACCCCUAUCGAUCCCUUCUCAGCACAUCGAAUCCCGCCGAACGCGUGUCGCUGGCAUUUGUCCUCUGAGCUCCGACGAGGGGCCAGCAGACGGAGACGAAAAGAUUCUCUGUAACCCGGCGGCCAAGACACCUAUCAUCCAUUUGGGAAUGCCCCAGACCGCUCGCUCCAACCAGGCAAGCCUAGAAAAUCUCAGCUUCGAACAAAUCCGCAACAUCUCAGACGGUUCGUCCUUGACGAGCUGGGUACACUCGGGGCCCAGCUCUCUUACCAGCCAAGAGCAACAACAGUGGAGAGAAUGGGAGAAGCAGCGCCUCUCUGUUAUUGGAGAGAACGGCGCCCAUAUUCCCUCCCCAUCGAUCCGGAGACGGACACUCGACCCCGGUCUUUUCAAUCCGCUGAGAGGGGGGCCCGAGAAUGGCGAAUCGGUGGCUGGGCCGGUGGUGGACAGUCAGCGGAUUUACUCGGCCCUUGUUAAGCGAAUGAAGUCACUGGACUCCCGAGAUGAACAAGAAAAUGAAGGUGGGACUCAGGGGUUAGACGACACGCCAGACACGAUUCGGUCUGUCAUUCCGGAGAGAAAGUAUGCGGCCUCUAGCACCACAUCUACACCAACACGAGCGCCCAGAAGGGCCACCUUAACCCAAAACACUGUUGAUGAAUGGGGAAGGCGAUCAGCCACCCCUCUCGCCAGCGAUAAGCUGGCUCAUGAAAAGGUUGGCCCGGAUUCACAACUAGGGACUACAGCCAGUCCGGCAUCCCAUCUUUUCAGGACAGAAAGUCUGUAUCGCCACGCGCUUGGCAAGUCUAUGCAGGAAGAGCAAAAGGCCUGGGGACAAUACGGUUCUACCGCUGAUGAAGACUCGGAUAGCGGCACGCAAGUUCAUCACUCGGUUGGCCCCCACACGCAAACCACCGACUCGGAUUCGGCCAAAGAUCUGGAUUACUCCGAGAGCGUGUAUUCUUCAGACGAGGGCGACCAUGUCUCAAAGACUAGGACGGUGGUCAGGGGGCCUCGGAAGCAGAACAUGACGACGGACACACCGGCUCUAUACCGCCGCCAAGCAAGUCAUCGCGAAGCGUCGAUGGUGAGCUCAGCCGAGUGGAAAACUUGGCUGUCCGCUAAUGUUGACAAGUUCGAACCGACCCUGUCCCCAAAAGACCCAACCACGUUCAGGGCCAUGUCCCCCGCGACAAGUCGCCGGCGCUCACUUCACGGCCAUGUCCGCGAGCAAGCCCAGAUCCAUGACGACACAGAUUGGGAAGAUGAAGAAGAGGCUGGAGAGGGAGAUGACGUGUUUCAGUCCGUCGUUGUCUCUUCUUCCCGAGGGGCCCGGAAUACCACUGCAACAACUGCUGUUGCUGCUGCCACUGCUUCUACUUCCACUACAAUCAUCCCAGCUACCGCUCUUGCCGCAUCGAUUACUACUGCUGCGGCUCACAACGGUGCUGCGCCUCUGGGCCGUGUCGAACCCAAUGUUGUCAAGCAACCAAGCGAUGGAAACACGCGAUCCAGUCAUAUCAAAAAUGAGAACGAGAGCCCAACUCGACCGACUCGACCUCCUCCACCCCCGCCGAAUUUACGUAGUCGAACCCCGCCGAUCCCACCUAGAAGCAAGCUGAGACCGGAACCGUUGCGGAUUUUAGCAAGGUUGGCGGAGUAG